Molecule: messenger RNA, 2012 nt
Organism: Odobenus rosmarus divergens (Pacific walrus)
Lineage: Eukaryota; Metazoa; Chordata; Mammalia; Carnivora; Odobenidae
Gene: POF1B
Product: premature ovarian failure, 1B
Exons: 16
Coding region: 143-1930 (595 amino acids)
Biological process (GO): bicellular tight junction assembly; epithelial cell morphogenesis; actin filament organization
Cellular component (GO): actin filament; bicellular tight junction; adherens junction
Molecular function (GO): actin filament binding
Source: RefSeq, a predicted model, not a curated record
UCCUGGAGCAAUCUCACAGGGUGGCUUUACUUUUCGUUUGUGCUCAAAUAACUUUGCUUCCUCCUCUGCAGCUGCCAGACCAGUUCCUGCUGCUGCUCAGGGAGAGUGCCUGGGAAGUACCUUGCUGACCACUGAGAACAUCAUGAGCUCAAGCUAUUGGAGUGAGAUGAGCAGCAGCAGCUGUGGAACUCCACAGCCCCCAGAGAUGCUACAGUGCCAGCCCCAGCAUUACCACUGCUACCAUCAGUCCAGCCAAACCCACCACCCACCAGAAAAAAAUGUAGUGUACGAGAGAGUGAGGACCUACAGUGGGCCCAUGAACAAGAUGGUUCAGGCCUUGGACCCCAUCACCUCACAGGAAGUGCUCUCUCCUCUCAAAAGUGCCUCCUCCUACCAAAGUUUGGUUUGGAGCAACCAUUCUCAGGAACUCCAUUCUCCAACUCUGAAAAUAUCUACUUGUCCCCCAAGCAGUGUACAUAUAACCCCAAAUACUGAACAGGAACUCCAUUCUCCAACAGUGAAAGUCACUGCAUAUCCACAGACUACUAUUAGGAGAUACAUAGUACAAAAUCCUGAACAGGAACCACUUUCUCCAUUCCUAAGAGGAGGCCAUUUCUUCCCAGGAAACAAUGUUAUUUAUGAAAAAACAAUAAGAAAAGUAGAGAAGCUAAAUACGGAUCAGGAAUGCUAUCCACAGGUCCAGUGCCAUCAUCACAUUGUCCAACAGCCCCAGAUCAUCCACUCUCCACACUGUCAACAGUCCCAUUCUAGCCAACAAAUCCAAACCAUCACAGGAAGUGAAUCAAUUUCUACAAACACUGGAAAUGAACUGUGCCAUGGGGGAUCAAGCCCUAUACAUGAUCAGGUGAUAAUUCAAGAUGAUGGCCCUGCAAAGUUGGACCCCAAAUAUUUUGGAGAGUUACUUGCGGAUUUAAGCCGUAAAAAUACAGAUCUAUAUUAUUGCUUAUUAGAACAUUUGCAGAGAAUUGGAGGAAGCAAAGAGGACUUUGAGUCUACAGAUGAGUCAGAAGACAUUGAAUCCUUGAUUCCGAAAGGAUUGUCAGAGUUUACAAAACAGCAAAUUCGCUAUAUUCUGCAGAUGAGGGGUAUGUCUGAUAAAUCACUCCGGCUAGUGCUGUCCACAUUCAGCAACUUACGGGAGGAGCUUGGACAUCUUCAAAAUGACUUGACAUCACUGGAAAAUGACAAGAUAAGCCUUGAGAAAGAUGUGGCAUUCAAAGAAAAUCAAAUAAAAGAGUAUGAAGAACUCUUGGCAUCAGUGAGAGCAAAUAAUCGCCAGCAGCAGCAAGGACUUCAAGACUCAACCUCAAAAUGCCAAGUAUUGGAAGAAAACAAUCUCUCUCUUCGACAUACACUCUCAGACAUGGAAUAUAGACUCAAAGAACUGGAAUACUGCAAGCGUAAUUUAGAACAAGAGAAUAAAAAUCUUAGAAUACAGGUUUCUGAGACUUGCACAGGCCCGAUGCUGCAGACAAAAAUGGAUGAGAUUGGCAACCAUUACAAGGAGAUGGUAAAAAACUUAAGAAUGGAGAAAGAUAGAGAGAUCUGCAAGCUAAGGACUCAAUUAAAUCAGUACCAAAAAGAUGUUUCAAGAAGAGAAGGAAGUUGCAGCGACUUCCAGUUCAAGCUUCAUGAACUGACAAGCUUGCUGGAAGAGAAGGAUUCCCUUAUAAAGCGUCAGUCAGAGGAACUCUCAAAGUUGAGAAAAGAAAUGUAUUCAUCUCAUAACCAACACUCCAGUGGUGGAAGGACUACUAUUACCACUAAAAAGUACAGGACACAAUAUCCAAUCCUAGGCCUCCUUUAUGAUGACUAUGAAUACAUACCACCAGGUAGUGACACACAGACUAUUGUGAUUGAGAAAACAGAAGACAAAUGGACUUGUGUAAGUUCCCUUGUGUAUUUCUAAUCCUAUUAAGAAUAGAAAUUUAUAUAUAUUCUAUAUAUAACAGCCUUCAAAAAUUGUGGUAAAAUAUCAAAGUGAACUAAAA